Molecule: messenger RNA, 3370 nt
Organism: Pteronotus mesoamericanus
Lineage: Eukaryota; Metazoa; Chordata; Mammalia; Chiroptera; Mormoopidae
Gene: BMPER
Product: BMP binding endothelial regulator
Exons: 15
Coding region: 88-2145 (685 amino acids)
Cellular component (GO): extracellular region
Molecular function (GO): protein binding
Source: RefSeq, a predicted model, not a curated record
AGAGCCCUUUUUGAUUGCGAGCGGCCGUAGCGGGGCAGAGGCGGCGGCGCGGGACCUGCAGUCGCCCAGGAUUCCCUCCAGGUGACGAUGCUCUGGUUCUCCGGCGUCAGGGCUCUGGCUGAGCGUCCCUGCCGGCGCUCGCCUGGGAUUACCUGCUGCGUCUUGCUGCUGCUCAAUUGCUCGGGGGUCCCCAUGUCUCUGGCUUCCUCCUUCUUGACAGGUUCUGUUGCAAAAUGUGAAAAUGAAGGUGAAGUCCUCCAAAUUCCGUUCAUUACGGACAACCCUUGUAUAAUGUGCGUCUGCCUGAACAAGGAGGUGACCUGUAAGAGAGAGAAGUGCCCUGUGCUGUCGAGGGACUGCGCCCUGGCCAUCAAGCAGCGGGGAGCCUGCUGUGAGCGGUGCAAAGGUUGCACCUAUGAAGGAAAUACCUAUAACAGCUCCUCCAAGUGGCAGAAUCCUGCGGAACCCUGUGUCCUGCACCAGUGCCAGGAAGGCGUUGUCACGGAGUCUGAGGUGCGCUGUGUCGUUCACUGUAAAAACCCUUCUAAGCCCCUGGGAGCGUGCUGCCCGACGUGUCCAGGCUGUGUGUUUGAGGGUGUGCAGUACCGAGAAGGGGAAGACUUUCAGCCAGAAGGAAACAAAUGCACCAGGUGUUCCUGUGUUGGAGGCAGGACACAGUGCGUGCGAGAAGUCUGUCCCAUUCUCUCCUGUCCUCAGCACCUUAGCCACAUCCCCCCGGGACAGUGCUGCCCCAAAUGUUUGGGUCAGAGGAAAGUGUUCGAUCUCCCGUUUGGAAGCUGCCUCUUUCGCAGUGAUGUUUACGACAACGGAUCUUCAUUUCUCUACGAUAACUGCACUGCGUGCACCUGCAGGAAUUCUACUGUAGUAUGCAAGAAGAAGUGCUCCCACCCCGGUGGCUGCGACAAGGGCGCGGGGGCCUGUUGUGAGGAGUGCCUCCUACGUGUGCCCCCAGAGGACAUCAAAGUGUGCAAGUUUGGCAACAAGAUUUUUCGGGAUGGAGAGAUGUGGUCCUCUGUCAACUGCACCAUCUGUGCUUGCGUGAAAGGCAGGGCGGAGUGUCGCAAGAAGCAGUGCGCCCCCAUCAGCAGCUGCCCGCAGGGUAAAAUUCUCAACAGAAAAGGAUGCUGUCCUAUUUGCACUGAAAAGCCUGGCGUUUGCACGGUAUUCGGAGAUCCCCACUACAACACUUUUGACGGACGGACAUUUAACUUUCAGGGGACGUGUCAGUACGUUUUGACAAAAGACUGCUCCUCCCCUGCCUCGCCCUUUCAGGUGCUGGUGAAGAACGACGCGCGCAGGACCCGCUCCUUCUCCUGGACCAAGUCGGUGGAGCUGGUGCUGGGCGCCGGCACCGUCAGCCUCCAGCAGCACCUGACCGUGCGCUGGAACGGCUCGCGCAUCGCGCUGCCCUGGCAGGCGCCGCUCUUCCACAUCGACCUGGACGGCUACCUCCUCAAAGUGACGACAAAAGCAGGUUUGGAAAUAUCCUGGGAUGGAGACAGUUUUGUCGAAGUCAUGGCUGCCCCCCAUCUCAAGGGCAAACUCUGUGGUCUCUGCGGCAACUAUAAUGGACAUAAGCGUGAUGACUUAAUUGGUGGAGAUGGAAACUUCAAGUUUGAUGUGGAUGACUUUGCCGAGUCCUGGAGGGUGGAGUCCAAUGAGUUCUGCAACAGACCCCGGAGAAAACUGGUGCCUGAACUGUGUCAAGGAACAGUGAAGGUGAAGCUCCGAGCGCAUCGAGAAUGCCAGAAACUCAAAUCCUGGGAGUUUCAGACCUGCCACUCAACAGUGGACUAUGCUACUUUCUAUCGGUCUUGCGUGACAGACAUGUGUGAGUGCCCAGUCCAUAAAAACUGCUACUGCGAGUCGUUCCUGGCGUAUACCCGUGCCUGCCAGCGCGAGGGCGUCGGCGUCCACUGGGGGCCGCAGCAGAGCUGUGCGGCCACACAGUGUAAGCACGGGGCUGUGUACGAUACCUGCGGCCCAGGAUGCGUCAAGACCUGCGACAACUGGAAUGAGAUUGGUCCAUGCAGUAAGCCAUGCGUUGCAGGUUGCCACUGUCCAGCAAACUUGGUCCUUCACCGGGGAAGGUGCAUCAAGCCAGUCCUUUGUCCUCAGCGGUGACCCUUGCUCAGCAGCUUAAGACUUUGAAACCUGGUGUUCUUGACACUGAAGUGGAAGGGCCAAUGAAGGACUGCAGCGUUUGCAUGCCGAUUCUGCAAACCCGCUCACACGGAGUAUAUAGGUGUACAUAUAUAGAUAUAUAGAUAUAUUCAGAAACAUUUCCUCACUUAUAUAAACUAUAGGUGGAUUAUUAUAUGUAUAUUUUUUGCUAUAAGACACGUAUUGUUUCUAGAAUCCUAAUCUGUAAGCCAUUGGAUACAGUGUAUAAAUAAACCAGGUGUGUUUAAUUUAACAAGGCAGCAUGCAGACAUAUUGGAGGGCUUGAACGUCACAUACAUUGUCAUUUUUAGGGAAGUCUUCUAAAAACCCUGAAUUGCCUGCCUGCGUAAUUUUACCUCUGAAUCAGGAUCUGCAGUGGAGGGAGAAAUGUGUCUCUCUAGAGAAGGGCAGACUGGUCUAGGGGUGUGCCAGGAUUCCAAAGAAAGGGGUGCCUACCUGGGAUUGGCGGUCAGUGGUCAGUAGCAGGCCCUAUGGUGCAUGUAAAGUGAGGCGCAGGAUGUCAGAGUUUAUUGGGUCAGGGUCUGAUAUUAUUUCCCAAACCAAUGGGCUAGUUGCCAAGAAAUAAUAUAUUUGCUACUAGCGCAUAGCCAAAGAAUCAAAUGGUUUCUUGCCAUCCUUGUGCAUUCCUUGCGUCUCCUAAUUACCUGUGUGUGUGUGUGAUGGAUGGGCCUGCUCACAUGUUGCCCACUGAGAUGAAGGGUGUCUGAGGGACAUGUUGGUUCCACUGGGCAUGAGCAGAGAUUUGGAGAAACUGUUGCACAACAUGGGGAAAAAAAUCGGUUUCUCUGAACCUCAGCAAUUUAGGACGGGCAAAUGCAAUGAGUCAAUAUAAGCCAUCUGCAUUUUGUGAUGGCUGUUUUGGUAAAAUGAAAGCCUUCGAUUAUUUCUGGAGGAUUCUCAGUUCAGUGCUACUUGGUGACUGUUGAUAUGUCAUAAUUAUUGGACAGAAAGAAAGCCUUUACUGACCAGUUGAUUUAACCUCAGUCCAAACAAAGAACGGUCUAUAUACUUGCUCUAGCAUCCUGAAAGGUUGCUAUUAGUCACCAUGUGAUUUUCCUGACUUGUUUUCAGCUGACUAAGUGAAAAUGUCAACAAAACAAAACCCACCAAUGUCUAAAAAUAAAAUGUUCUGCAUUGAAGUAAAUAAAGGGCUUAAGACUUAAAA